AUGCAGAAAGAGGGGUUCACACCAAGCCGACUGGCGCUAGCUGAUUAUCCGAUAUCCUGGGGCCAUAUGGACUAUAUGAGGCAUGUAAACAAUGUCCAAUACCUCAGAUUCUUCGAGUCUGCACGGAUCAAUGCGUUUAAUGACUGGGAAAAGGAGGCACUGGAUACUCAGCAAUUCAUGUCGGGGGUUGGAAUUGGCCCUAUUAUGCGAUCCUGCGAAUUAGCAUGGAGAUAUCCAAUGAGGUAUCCGGAUACCAUCUCGGUCGCUUAUAAGGUCAGCUGGAUCGGCGAAGACCGUUUCGGACUGAAAGGCAUUAUCAUAAGCCAUAACGCUCGUAAAGUGGCUGCCCGCAUCGACGAAGUCCUAGUCACGGUCAACUAUGACGACGGCGGCACGUAUAAAGUCCAAGUACCGGAGCCGUGGCAACAAAUUCUCAAUAACAGUCUUGAGGAAAACAAACCGUAUGUUGAGCAGUAG
This is a messenger RNA of Wickerhamiella sorbophila, 477 nucleotides long. RefSeq lists its product as hypothetical. The record is from RefSeq and is a predicted model, not a curated record. Lineage: Eukaryota; Fungi; Ascomycota; Dipodascomycetes; Dipodascales; Trichomonascaceae. The coding region runs from base 1 to 477 and encodes 158 amino acids. Gene Ontology annotation, molecular function: fatty acyl-CoA hydrolase activity. The transcript has a single exon.